AUGUCCGGCCUGCUGCGGCUCUGCCCUUCUCUCCUCCGGAAACACGCUGUCCUGCUCUUGAAGCCUGGAGGUCGCCUCACCCACUCAGAACAGCCACAGUCAGAACAGCCACGCCACCGCAACCGAGUCCUGUCGCCCACGGAGUCAGCUGUCGGCAUUACAGUGUUCUUUUCGGCCUUUUUCAUCCCAGCUGCAUAUGUGCUAAGCAAACUGAAGGAGUUCAAAGGAGAGUAG
Messenger RNA from Cricetulus griseus (Chinese hamster), 234 nucleotides. The record is from RefSeq and is a predicted model, not a curated record. Lineage: Eukaryota; Metazoa; Chordata; Mammalia; Rodentia; Cricetidae.